Messenger RNA from Lathyrus sativus (Indian pea), 2013 nucleotides. The record is from the annotation of a GenBank genome assembly. Lineage: Eukaryota; Viridiplantae; Streptophyta; Magnoliopsida; Fabales; Fabaceae.
AUGGCUUCUCUUGUUUCAGCUGUUCCUAAUAUCCAAGAGAUGAAAGGGUCAAGUAAUAUUAUUGGUUCAAAGAGGAUGAAUAAUGGAGAAGAAAAUAAGGGUAUUUGUUUGAGUUGGAAGGAUCUAUGGGUAACUGUUUCUGGUUCAAAAAAUGAAAGUAAAUCCAUUCUUGAAGGUUUAACUGGUUAUGCAAAACCAGGUCAGGUUUUGGCUAUAAUGGGUCCUUCUGGUUCUGGAAAAUCUACACUUCUUGAUGCUUUAGCAGGGAGAUUAGGUUCAAACACAAGACAAUCAGGGGAGAUUCUGAUCAAUGGCAACAAACAAGCAUUGGCUUAUGGAACCUCGGCAUAUGUCACACAAGAUGAUACAUUAUUAACAACCUUAACUGUCAAAGAAGCAGUAUACUAUUCAGCUCAACUUCAAUUACCUGACACAAUGUCCAAACAAGAGAAGAAACAAAGAGCUGAUUCUACAAUCAGAGAAAUGGGCCUUCAAGAUGCAACUAACACAAGAAUUGGAGGGUGGGGUGUUAAAGGCAUAAGUGGGGGUCAAAAAAGAAGAGUCAGCAUUUGCAUUGAGAUUCUAACACAUCCUAGUCUUCUUUUUCUUGAUGAACCAACUAGUGGACUUGAUAGUGCUGCUUCUUACUAUGUCAUGAAAAGAAUUGCUUCCUUAGGGAAAAAAGAUGGAGUUCAAAGGACUAUUGUUGCGUCGAUCCAUCAACCUAGUACCGAAGUUUUUCAACUUUUUCAUAAUCUUUGUCUUUUGUCUUCUGGUAAAACGGUUUACUUUGGACCUGCUUCGGCCGCAUGUGAGUUUUUCGGUUUGAAUGGAUUUCCUUGUCCUCCUCUCCAAAAUCCGUCCGAUCAUUUACUUAAAACUAUAAAUAAGGAUUUUGAUCAGGAUAUUGAGAUCGAUUUAGCGGAGAUGAGUAGAACAAUUUCCACAGAACAAGCAAUUGGUAUCCUUGUGACUUCAUAUACAUCGUCCGAAAUAAACCAAGAAGUUAUAAAUGAAGUAGCAGUACUAUCGAAAAAGGACAAUAAUUCAACAUACAAGAGGAAAAAACAUGCUGGCUUUCUUAAUCAAUGCUUAGUUCUUACCAGAAGAUCUUUUGUGAACAUGUUUCGUGAUCUAGGCUAUUACUGGUUACGCCUCGGCAUAUAUAUUGCUCUGGCUAUAAGUUUGGCCACUGUCUUUAAUGAUUUGGAUAAAAGUUAUGGCUCGAUUCAGGAUAGGGGUUCAUUUCUUAUGUUUGUGUUUUCAUUCCUAACGUUCAUGACCAUUGGUGGAUUUCCUUCUUAUGUAGAGGACAUGAAGGUAUUUGAACGUGAAAGACUAAAUGGACAUUAUAGUGUUACCGCAUAUGUAAUUGGGAACACAAUUUCAUCUCUUCCAUACUUGUUAAUGGUUUCACUGAUUCCUGGAGCUAUAGCAUAUUACCCUGCUGGUCUUCAAAAAGGAUAUCAACAUUUUCUCUAUUUCAUCUGUGCUCUAUUUUCUUGUCUAAUGUUAGUAGAGAGUCUCAUGAUGAUAGUUGCAAGCAUCGUUCCUCAUUUUCUAAUGGGAAUCAUAACCGGUGCUGGAAUUCAAGGAAUCAUGAUGUUGGCCGGUGGAUUCUUCAGAUUGCCAAAUGAUCUUCCAAACCCAUUUUGGAGAUAUCCUAUGUUCUACAUUGCAUUCCAUAGGUAUGCUUUUCAAGGAUCAUAUAAAAACGAGUUUGAAGGACUAGAGUUUAAUAGAGAUGGCGGAAUUGGUGGAUCACUCAAUUACAUUAGUGGCGAAGAGAUUCUAAGAAAUAAAUGGCAUGUGGAUAUGAGUUACUCAAAGUGGGUUGAUCUUGGAGUGUUGUUGGGUAUGAUUGUUCUAUAUAGAGUUUUGUUUUUGAUUAUUAUCAAAACUACUGAGAAGGCUAAACCUUUUCUUCUAUCACUCAUGGCUGUGUCUCCAAGGAAAACUAUACAAGUUUUGGAGAAUCCUAAUGCUACUCCUUUGCAUGUAGAAAUUGUUUGA